GAAUCAUUCAUCUCUAUAUAUAAACACAAAAAGGUUCAACAAAAGAUAAUUCUAUAUAACCAAAGAAAAAAAACUCUCUUCCAAAAAUGGCAAUUAGGGUUUCCCACAAGUCUUUCCUCGUCGCACUUCUUCUCAUACUCUUCAUUUCCUCUCCUACUCAAGCACGAAGCUUACGAGAAGUAGUAAGGAAUAGAACGCUAUUGGUUGUGGAGAAGAGUCAAGAGAGUCGGAAAAUAAGGCACGAAGGUGGAGGAAGUGAUGUUGAUGGAUUGAUGGAUAUGGAUUAUAAUUCUGCGAACAAGAAAAGACCGAUACACAAUCGCUAAUAAACACACAUGAACUUAUCGAAUUCUUGUGAGAUAUCCUGAGAUCCAAAGAUAUCCCGAGAUUUUAUCUUUUACUAAACAUAAAUUAUAAGAAGUGAGAAUGUAUUUUAUAUAAGAAAAGAAGUGAGAAUGUAAACUAUUAUUAUUUAUAGGAACAUAUAAAUAUAAACGACUUUGUAUGCAUGUGUACAGUAUUAUCUCGAGGGAAAACAGUUCUAUACAAUAAUCAUAGCUUGUGUGUGCUAGCUUUAUGUAUGGAUUGCAUCAUGGUUUUCUGUUUGUGAAAUAAAACUCUAUAAUAUAUUAUGUGUAUAUAGAAACCCACAAAUAUCUUCUUUAACUCUGUUGUAGUAUUAGUUC
Arabidopsis thaliana (thale cress) is the source of this 686-nucleotide messenger RNA. RefSeq names its product root meristem growth factor (gene RGF9). NCBI's taxonomy places the organism in Eukaryota, Viridiplantae, Streptophyta, Magnoliopsida, Brassicales, Brassicaceae. The transcript has 2 exons. The coding region runs from base 87 to 326 and encodes 79 amino acids. Gene Ontology annotation, biological process: signal transduction. Gene Ontology annotation, cellular component: extracellular region; endoplasmic reticulum. The record is from RefSeq and is marked reviewed.